Phyllopteryx taeniolatus (common seadragon) is the source of this 3297-nucleotide messenger RNA. It is a transcript of the gene wdr91, whose product is annotated as WD repeat domain 91. Gene Ontology annotation, biological process: early endosome to late endosome transport. Gene Ontology annotation, cellular component: early endosome membrane; late endosome membrane; extrinsic component of endosome membrane. The transcript has 18 exons. The record is from RefSeq and is a predicted model, not a curated record. The coding region runs from base 303 to 2525 and encodes 740 amino acids. Gene Ontology annotation, molecular function: phosphatidylinositol 3-kinase regulator activity; protein binding. Lineage: Eukaryota; Metazoa; Chordata; Actinopteri; Syngnathiformes; Syngnathidae.
ACGAAAACAGGAAGCGUUUGGUCUUUGUCUGUCGAUGCGAGAACUGUAUGGAAUUGAAAUUCACAACAUGGGAAGUUAAGCAGACGCCACUCUUGUUUUACACGUUUCAGUCAACUUUGACGUUUUGCUCCGACCGGAGAAUUUGUUGGAAUUUGAGGCAGCCUGGUUUGUGCCGAGAGGUACGUUGAUGUUGUUCAACCUCGCAUGUUUUAGGGUUAUUCCAAAUCCACACUCGGCUCGGCUCGGCUCGGCUCGGCUCGGCAUCCAACGGAUUCAUCCGAACUCGAUGGUCGGAGAUCGCCAUGGGCUCGGCGGUGGAGCGAACAGAUGAACACGUGAGGGGAUAUCUGCUUUAUCGUGGCUUCACCAACACCCUCAAACACCUGGACGGCGAGAUCAAAGCCGACAAGGAGAAAGGCUUCCGGGUGGAUAAGAUCAUUGAUCAGCUGCUGCAGUUCGUCCAGAGUUUUGAACUGUCUGCUCUGAAGGACUACUGGCUCUACUUGGACAGGCGCCUUUUCUGCAGACUGGAGGAUGUUUACCGACCCACUGUGAACAAACUCAGAGCUAGCCUGUACAGAUACUACGUUGUAAACACCGUCCAGAGAGGAAACUUGGAGAAGACCCAGGAGUUUUUCCAGAAGCAGGCUACGGAGCUGCAGGGUCAGCCCGAGUGGCGGGAUUGGUUCCUCUUGCCGUUUAUCCCUGCACCUGAGCAGAACCCGGCUUUCGCUCCGUACUUCUCCCGGCAGUGGUCCGACACCUUCCUGGUCUCGCUGCACAACUUCCUUUCUGUGCUCUUUCAGUGUAUGCCCCAACCAGUGCUGCUGAGUUUUGAUGCUGAAGUCCAGAAGACAACGAGCCUCACUGAGGAGAAUGAGCAGCUUCGUCAGCUGCUUUUCGCCCUGCAAACAGAAAGUCGAGACCAGAGCGACGGAGACGAGGUGGUCCAUCACAAGCUCCCCCCGUAUGUCCAGAACAUGGACCGACUGGGAGAUACCGAGCUUGACUUAGUGUCAAGCCAGCGGGCUGUCAGUGUUGCCACCACACCAUCCAGGAACUUCUUCUCAACAUUCCUACCACAAGGUCGGCGCACCCCUGGAGGGAAAACGCAGCAGGUGACCUCUGUGUCUUCACCCGGCCAGGCGGCAGUUGGCAGAAAGGACCAACCGACUAGUCAGUCUUCCAAGUCAAAAGAUGCAGCCCAGGUCAAAGAAGCUAAACAAGGCUCCAGUCAAAUAUCAGCCGGCGAACCGUCAAGUGCUCAAUCCCAACAUGGCAACCAGCAGACAAAUCAACCGACACAUUUGCGACAUAAGAAAAUCCAGGCUCAUGAAAAGGAGCGCAAGGAGCUUUUCUCCAAACCAUCGUCACAGUUACAAGAGAAAAAGGGGGAGGUAGGAGACGUGGAACCUCCAAAUGAGACCUCGGCCGAAGCUCCCGACUCUUCCUCCUCAAGCAGCAGGAGCGCAGGCAGAGGAGCAGAAGGAGUCGGGCUAUCGGCAGAGCAGCCAUUUAUCAAGCUCAGUCAGGAGGAGUAUGGAGAACAUCAUUCCUCCAUCAUGCACUGCAGGGUCGAUUGCUCGGGUCGCAGAGUUGCCAGUUUGGAUGUAGAUGGUGUUAUUAAGGUGUGGUCCUUCAAUCCCAUCAUGCAGACCAAAGCCACCAUCAUGUCCAAGUCUCCUCUGCUUUCCCUAGAGUGGGCCACCAAACCUGACAGAUUGUUGUUACUAGGCAGCGGUGUUGGCACAGUGCGGUUGUAUGAUACAGAAGCUAAGAAGAAUCUUUACGAGAUGAACAUUGACGAAACCCAUCCACGCAUCUUGUCUUUGGCCUGCAGUCCCAGCGGUUCAUCCUUCGUCUGUUCAGCUGCGGCCGCCGAGCCAACGCAGGUGUCUGGACAGCUGCUGCUCUGGGACACCAAGACGGUGAAGCAGCAGCUCAGGUUCUCUUUAGAACCGGAACCAGUAGCCAUUAACUGCACGGCUUUCAACCACAAUGGGAACUUGCUGGUAACCGGAGCCGCGGAUGGAGUCAUCAGACUCUUUGACAUGCAGCAGUAUGAGAGCGCCAUGAGCUGGAGGGCACAUGACGGAGAGGUUUACAGUGUCGAGUUCAGCUAUGACGAAAACACCGUCUUCAGCAUCGGAGAAGACGGCAAGUUCAUCCAAUGGAACAUUCAUCGAUGCGGAGUAAAGCAGUCGGAGCAGGUUUUACCUCAAGACGCCACCGGGCCUUUUGUCCUGUCGGGGUACAGCGGAUAUAAACAGGUCCAGGUUCCCCGGGGUCGCCUCUUCACCUUUGACUCGGAAGGACAACACGUCCUGACUUGUUCGAGCUCUGGCGGCAUCAUUUGCAAAUUGACAAAUGGAGAACCUGCUCUGGAGAGCGUGCUGUCCCUGGGCGGACACAAAGCUCCAGUGGUGACAGUUGACUGGUGCUCGGCGCUGGACUGCGGUACCUGCCUGACCGCCUCCAUGGACGGAAAGAUCAAACUGAGCACGCUCCUUGCACAGAAGUCCUGAGUCGAACCCCGACUUUCAUUUGAGGGACUUAAUAGAGUUCGUGCAGAGAUUAUUCCGGAAUCUGAUGUCAGUGUAAGCAGUUUCAUGAUGCAAUUCAAACCUGUUUUGACAUUCAUGUCAGUACAGUAUUAAAGUCCACACUUUUUUUUUUUUUUUUUACAGACCUGAAAGUGUUUUCCUUUUUAUGUAGAAAAGCACUGUGGACAUUUGGCAGUUUUUUUUUUUUUUUUGUAGUUUACUAUUUUGAAAGUACUUAUCCUGUAACAUUACACGUGUUCCGAAUAUUUCUGCAAUGCAAAAAAAACCAGAAGGCUUCAUGUCAAAUCAAAAAUUCGAAAUUUGAAGAGAGAGAGAAACGGCGAGUUUCAUGUUAUAUCGUUUCAUUGGGUCAUUUCUGUAAAUCCACACAUUUACAGUACAUCAAUAAAUGUAACGGAAGGUGCCAUCGUGAGUUGCAUAUUUGCCCCGAAGGUCUGAGGUUUGGGCUUUGAAUCUAGACCACCAAACAUACAAUUUCAUCGGUGAAGUAUGGUGGCGGUCGUGUCAUGGGGUGGGCAUGUAUGGCUGUCAAAGGGACUGGCUGCCUUGUAUUUUGUAUUUUUUUUGGGGGGGGGGAUUCUGUGACUGCUGACACAAGCAGCAGGAUAAAUUCGGAAGUGUUUCUGGCAGAAUGAUCUGCUCAGAUUUAGCCAAAUGCUUCAGAACUAGAAUUAGGAUUUGAAUACUGUGAACUGUGUAAACAUAAACAAAUAAAUACUUGGAAUUGUUUAAA